AUGGUCCACCACAGAAUAAACACAAGCGAGCCCAUCCCCAACCCCCACAUCAACUUCAUCACCGCGCUCCCCAUGCCCCGGCCGGAAGACCAAGAGCGCGCCCGUCAGCUCCUGCGCGCCCUCGCCGCACAGGUCAAGCCCGUCAUGAAGACCCAUGGUUUCGUCGUGAACAGCCUCGAAGAGUAUGAGCACAACAGCGUGUUUGCGGGAAGGAACUGGGAAUCCGGGGAGGUCGUCGAGCUGGUCCUCCGUCGCCCAGAUAGCACUUUCCAGCCGACGCCGUGGCUGAUGAGCACCUUGUGCCACGAGCUAGCCCACAUUAAAGUAGGCUCACGACCUCUCAGCGUGCAUCCUUCCAUAGCUGACACAAAGUCCACCAAGCACAUGAACCACGGCCCCGCUUUCCAGGCGCUCUGGUCUCGAUUAAGAACGGAGGUCAGAGCGUUGCAACAAAAAGGGUAUUACGGAGACGGAUACUGGUCCUCCGGGACCAGACUCGCAGACGCGGCGCGGGUGCAGGGGGACGGCCUCGAAGCGGGCGAUCUCCCAGAAUACAUGGUAUCUAAGCUCCUCGACCUUCCCGGCGCGUCUCGCCCCAUUUCUGAGCCUUUUUGCAAAUUUGGCGCGAAUACCGCGCCCGGACCCUCAACCCACACCGGGGCACAGACGGCCAGGAAGCGCAGGGCAGGGACGCGUGUCACCACCGCGGGCGCCUUCGCGGGUGGCGGCCGCGCGCUGAAUGCAGACAUCGGAAACGAGGAGGACAAAAAGGCAGGCGCAGGAUUUAGGAAGCAGGCGACGAGCAAGCGUGCACGAGCCGAACGCGCGCUCGCUGCUGAGCGACGUAUCCAGGCUCUGAAAGGACACGGCAAGUCGAUCACGACCAUUAUGAGGAUGGCUCACCUCAUAGCCUUCCUCCAAUCAGAGACUCCUCCCCCCGAACUGGAGGGAGACCCUGAAGGAUCAGGCAGCGAAUCAGACGGCACCGAGGAGUUACGUGAAACAGACCAGGACCGCCGCCGUACCAUGCUAGACUCGAUGGAAAGUUCCGAUCUCGAUGGGCUCAAAUCAGGGACUUUGGAUGACUGCUGGCGCGACUUCAUACUUCCCAAAUCGACCAAGCCACGCACGGGUCCUCCUCCAGCCGAAGCCGAAGCCAACCUGAAAGGCAGGCAAACGGCGACGGCUGGCCCGUCGUCUCUUCCCGACACAGACACGCGACAAGGCACGCCAAGUAAACCAUCCGCCGCGCGAGCAAGGUCGGGCGCCCCUGCUGCCAAAAAGAGACGGGGGAUCGGGAACAUUGUUCUAGACGAGGUGGAAUACAGGAAGAAAGAAUCGCUGGGCCUCGCGGCCACGGGAAACGCGAGGACGCUUGGCAAUGCGCCGCACAACCCUCCCUCGCGCAGCGGUGGGGAUCCCGGCUGCGCGGGAUCAAAUUCGGAUGCAGUCAAUGGCAGUCGCGAGCGUAACGCCGAAUCUAGUCUUGCGUGGUCUUGCCUUGUGUGUACACUUGACAAUGAGGCCGAUCAUCUCGCCUGCUCUGCUUGUGGGACACCUAAAGGGACCCAUCACUGGGAAGGCGAUCACGCAUAG
This is a messenger RNA of Heterobasidion irregulare TC 32-1, 1596 nucleotides long. RefSeq lists its product as uncharacterized. The record is from RefSeq and is a predicted model, not a curated record. The transcript has 8 exons. NCBI's taxonomy places the organism in Eukaryota, Fungi, Basidiomycota, Agaricomycetes, Russulales, Bondarzewiaceae. The coding region runs from base 1 to 1596 and encodes 531 amino acids.